Messenger RNA from Prorocentrum cordatum, 628 nucleotides. Lineage: Eukaryota; Dinophyceae; Prorocentrales; Prorocentraceae. The record is from the annotation of a GenBank genome assembly.
CCAGGCCGCGGCUCCGGCGCAGACUCUGGCAGCGUGCGCGGCGCGCGGCUGUCGCACGGGCUGAGCCUGACGCCGGCGUGGCCCGAGGGGGCGCUGGAGUUCACCAACGCGGUGAACGGCUUCAGCGGGGUCCUGGACCACGUGUUCGUGGACGACAGGGCGCUGACGGUGUGGAGCCGGAUACCUGGCGUACCGCUAGCGGAAGUCAGAGGGCAUUAUGGCGGCCUUCCCAACGAGGUGUAUGGGUCGGACCACUUGGCGAUGGCAUGUGAUGUGGAGUGGCGCCGACAUCUCCCUUUUGUCCUUCACUUCCCUCGUCCGUCAUCUCAGAUGCCAUCUCUGACCACAUCUCUGCGCCUCUGUCCCCGCACUUGUGCAUGCACUGCAGUUCUUCGCAGACGUCAUGCGUGAUGCCCUGCCAGCGCCUCACACGCUUGUAUGCCACGUGAUCGCUGUUCGGACGGCGGUUGCCGCACGGGCCCCGCCCCGCGAUCGGAGCCUUCGCGCUGAGCCGACGGACUGCGGGCACCCCACACACGCCGGUCGUGCAUGCCAACGUUCGGGAACAGCGUCCGAUCUGGACGCCCGAAAUGGGUACGGCAAGAAUGGGAACGAUGCCCAACAGCAG